Messenger RNA from Lasiodiplodia theobromae, 1545 nucleotides. Its product is annotated as Aldehyde dehydrogenase. Gene Ontology annotation, molecular function: oxidoreductase activity, acting on the aldehyde or oxo group of donors, NAD or NADP as acceptor. NCBI's taxonomy places the organism in Eukaryota, Fungi, Ascomycota, Dothideomycetes, Botryosphaeriales, Botryosphaeriaceae. The transcript has 5 exons. The record is from RefSeq and is a predicted model, not a curated record. The coding region runs from base 1 to 1545 and encodes 514 amino acids.
AUGACCGACGACGCAAGCCGGGCGCUCGCCACCGUCCGCUCCACCGCAAUUGACGGCCGACUGCACAACAUCUACUGGCGGCAAGACCAGCUGCGCAGCCUGCACAGCACGCUGGUGUCGCACGAAGCCGCGGUCCUGGAAGCCACGACGAGGGACUCGCACAACACGCUGGCCGAGGCGAAGACCGAGUUCUACCUGACGCUGGCCGCCGUCAAGCAGCACUUCCUCUCGCUGAGCCCGAAGCUCGAGCUCGAGCGCGAGUACAGCGUCGCCCACGGCAAAGACGCGGCCGACAGGCGCGAUCCCGUGGGCAUCGUCUACAUCGAGCCGCAGACGUCGUCGUCGUCCGCACACACCCUCUUCUACUCCGUCAUCGUGCCGCUGGCUUCCGCUAUCGCGGCCGGGAACUGCGUCGUCGUGCAGCUCGAAACAACCCUCCAAACCCUCCCGCCCGUCAUCCGCCAACUCCUCAGCACCGCCCUGGACCAGGACAUCUUCGCCAUCGUCCCGACGCGGCCGCCUUCCUCCUUCUUCGCCACGUCCAACGUCAUCUCGGUGCUGCAGAGCGGCAGCGAGCAAGCGCUGAGCAGCAUCUCGUCGACGUCGACGUCGGCCUCGCUGAUCUCGCCCGCCGCAGCCCGUGCCGUCGCUCUCGUCGAGCGCAACGCCGACUUGGGCGCUGCGGCUCGCGCGCUCGUGACGGCGCGUUUUGGCUUCGGCGGCCGCUCGCCGUACGCGCCUGACGUGGUGCUGGUCAAUGAGUUUGCGAAGGAGGCGUUUCUGAAUGCGGUGGUGCAGGAGAGUAUAAAGUAUAUGGCCGUGGCGGGGGAGAAGAGUAAUGGGGCGGCGGUGAAUGGGAGAGUGGGUGAUGGGAGGGGGAAGGGUGGUGGGGUGAGUGUGGUGGAGCAGCUGAAAAACGAGGCGGGCGUGAGGGUCGUGACGGCGGGGGCGAACGGGGCGAUUUUGGACGUGGAAAAGAGGGAGUCGACCGCAUUAGGCAGGAAGAUCGGCGAACGCUGCCUGCUCGUGCAUGCUACCACGAGCCUGGACGACGGCAUCGACCUAACGAACAAGAUCGCCGGCAACGCGCCCCUCGCAACCUACCUCUUCGCCGACCCGGCCUCCUGCAAGUACAUGAGCCAGUUCACCACCGCGCACCUCUCCUUCGCCAACCACUUCCCGCUCGACCUCCUCGUCGGCCCCGCCGCACCCACCACUGCUGCCCUCGACACGACAAACCGCUACCCCUCGUCCCUCUUCACCGUCCCGCGCCCCCAGUACGCUAAGCCUUCGCCCCUGUCGGCGCGCUUGUCCGGCAUCCUGCAGGUAGCCCCGGGGGCCAGCAGCAACAGCGAGGCGCUCAAGUCCCUAAAGACGGAGGCCACCACCGCCCUGCCGCCGAACCGGCCCUACAAGAAGAACAUCGGCUUCUUCGAGCAGGGCAUCUUGCUCGGGCUCGGCAUGACGGCCUUGCCGCUGCUGUCGGGCCUGAGUCUGUUGACGUGGUAUGGGAGUAAGACGUUGUUGACGUAUUGGAGAGGGUGA